CAAAUCGAGGAACUCGCUGAUAUCAGUAAUGAUGAGCGAUUAAAAAAUUUCAAAUCCCGCGUUAAUUACAAAGCCAAGUUAAUCGCGAUUAUCCGUUUGCUCAUGCUUUAAUCAAAGCCUGCAUCAACCCCCCAUAUCUCUAUCUUGCUCCAGCUCCACGUUUAAUUUGAAACUGCGAAUUUUGAUUUGAUUUGAUCCACUUGGAAAUAAAUCCGUGUGCGGUUCUUCAAAUUUCAUCUUCAAGCUGCAACUUCGGUGGUUGGAGGGGUUUUGUUCCGGUCUCGAGUAUUGCGAUUUGAGUUUCCUAGGGCUUCGGUCGAAUGGCUCAUUCGACGGGGGGAACUCGGGUGGUGGCGGAUUAUCUGGUUGGUCGGCAAAUUGGGUCCGGUUCAUUCUCGGUGGUAUGGCAUGCGAGACAUAGAGUUCAUGGAACGGAGGUGGCCAUCAAGGAAAUUUCCAUGAGCCGGCUCAGUAAGAAAUUGCAGGAUAGUCUUAUGUCUGAGAUCUUUAUCUUGAAGAAGAUUAAUCAUCCUAAUAUCAUCCGAUUGCACGAUAUCGUAGAGGUUCCCGGGAAGAUACAUCUGGUACUGGAGUACUGCAGAGGUGGUGACCUUUCUUUUUACAUUCAGCAGCGCCAUGGAAGAAUCCCGGAAGCAAUUGCUAAGCGCUUCUUGCAGCAGCUUGCGGCCGGCUUAAAAGUCCUUCGUGACAACAAUCUUAUUCACAGAGAUCUUAAGCCACAGAAUCUCCUGCUUUCUACAAGUGGCGACAAUUCAGUUUUGAAGAUUGCUGAUUUUGGAUUUGCAAGAUCUCUGCAACCUAGAGGUCUUGCAGAAACCUUGUGCGGCUCACCACUUUACAUGGCUCCAGAGAUCAUGCAACUCCAGAAGUAUGAUGCCAAGGCAGAUCUCUGGAGUGUUGGUGCUAUAUUAUUUCAGUUUGUAACAGGAAGAACUCCAUUCACAGGAAACAACCAAAUACAGUUGCUCCAGAACAUUGUCAAAUCAACAAAAUUACAUUUCCCUUCAGAUAUUAAUGACUUGAGUUUUGAAUGCAAGGAUUUGUGCAGGAAAUUACUACGUCGAAAUCCAGUGGAGCGAUUGACAUUUGAAGAAUUUUUUAAUCACCCCUUUCUGUGUGCUAAUCAACCAGAUGAAUUGUUGGGAAGUAAGAGGUCAUCAAGAUUAGUGGAUGGAUUUCCAUUUUCAGAAUCUGAUCAUGCUGGUAGCAUGGAGGAAAAUUCACAAGAUGAUUAUCUACCUUUCUCUCUAGACGAUGAUUCCAGUGGUCCUGAGGGAAGUCCGUCCUUUGUAAGGAGGAGGUCUUCAAUGAAGUCUACUUAUGGAUUUUCCCCUGAUAAAAAGGUUGAUAGAGGGACCAGAGAUAGUACUUCCAGAUACAGUAGCCUUCCAGAUAAAAGGGAGAUUACUAAUCCCCUAUUGGAUACUCGUGUUCAGGGAAGAAAUAUACUCUCUGAUAGAAGUCUGAAUGCCGGUUUAAGGUCUGCAAACCCACAAUCAGUUAAUACUCGGCCUAGAGUUGCGGAUUCACUGGAGUUGAUUGAUCAAGAUUAUGUUCUUGUAUCUGGACCCUCUAUGGAUGAUUAUGCCUCAUCUUCCUUAGCAAGUGCUUCCAAGCCAAUCCUUUCAUCUUGCAAAUCACAGAGUCCUACUCAACCAUCCGUAAGUUUAGGUGCUGCAUUGACUGCACCAAUGCCUAUCAUUCGUAAAGCUGCCAGUAGCAGCUCUCGUAUGGGAAGCUUGGGAAGUCAAAGCUCUGCUCCGGGGUCAUUGGAUAUGGAAGAUACUUUGGAACAGCCAUCUGCAAACUGCACGGCAAGAAUCAAGUCAUUGCAGCAGUCUGCAUCUACUAUUACAGAAUUAGUAAAAGAGAAGAUCACUGCAGGUAGACAGCUUGAAGCAUUCUCAAUUCAGCUUGUUAUUCUUGCAAUCUGGAAAAAAGCUCUGGACAUAUGCCACACACAGGCUGCUUCAGCUUUAGAGGGAAGUCCAGGCCAAGGCUCUGCAGAAAGUAGGAGAAGCCUCCGCAAGAAACAAGGAAGUUCUCUUGGGAAGGGAUCUCCGCUUAUGGUUGACUCACUUCAGCCAGUGGAUAUUUCCACUCAAGUUGAGAGGGAAUUUCUUCGGGAAGUUGAAUAUGCUGAAGAACUUGCCAAGGUUGUUGAGCCCGGUAAUACCGAAAUGCCAGAUGCAAUAGAGACAGUGUUUCAAUCCGCUCUAGCUUUUGGAAGGCAUGGAGGCGUUGAGGAGCUCAUGGGUGAAAUGGAAAGUGCAGCUGGCUUGUAUUCAAAAGCUGCACAAUUACUGGUUUUCCUUCUCGUGGAAGCACCAUCCCUCAUUCUAAACCCGCCAUUUUCUCUAACAAAUUCUGACCGAUACCGGUUGCGAAGCUACGUCGAUAUUCUUAGUAACAGGCAAGGCUACUUGAGAUCUCAACGGUUGGCUCUUUUGAAGUGCGAGAAUCAACAAAGUCCUCCCUGAACUAAGAGGCCAAUUUUUUUGUUUUUGUAUUCUGUUCAGAAAUGAGCAGUAUAUAAAAUCAUUUCUUUGUACAGUUUAACUAUUCUUUGAGUAAUAGAGGGGAAGGCGUAAGUGGCUGUGUACCUUGGGGUGAUUGCAUCUCUGCAGGACUGUAACGCAACGCUCUUUACUCUCUUGUAUUAGCGCCAUAAAGCAUGGAGUUCGCAUUCAUUUCAUCUCUCGCUCAAGUUGAACCAACUUUCAGUCCUCAGGUACAUAACAAUUUCAACCAUUUUUAUAUAUAAUUUCGAGGGACUAA
Cucurbita moschata (crookneck pumpkin) is the source of this 2799-nucleotide messenger RNA. Its product is annotated as serine/threonine-protein kinase ATG1c-like. Gene Ontology annotation, cellular component: cytoplasm. The coding region runs from base 321 to 2501 and encodes 726 amino acids. The transcript has 13 exons. NCBI's taxonomy places the organism in Eukaryota, Viridiplantae, Streptophyta, Magnoliopsida, Cucurbitales, Cucurbitaceae. Gene Ontology annotation, biological process: peptidyl-serine phosphorylation; autophagy. Gene Ontology annotation, molecular function: protein serine/threonine kinase activity; ATP binding. The record is from RefSeq and is a predicted model, not a curated record.